AUGGCGGCCUUUGACGACAUCAAGGUCGGCGAUAUCGUCAACGUGCCUGGUGGCAUGUACGGCACCGUCAAAUACCUCGGAACCGUCGCGGGCAAGCCUGGUCGCUUCGCCGGCAUUGAAUUGGGUCCUGAACAUUCGCAACGAGGCAAGAAUAGCGGUGAUGUGGAAGGACGAAAGUACUUUGCAACCUCCGUCCCUGGCUCGGGAAUCUUCGUGCCCAUGAACAACAGCAAAUAUGUCACGCGGAGAUCUGGAUCUUCAUCGGGGAACACCUUCGCCGUGCCUACUACUCCUGGACGACCCCCGCCAAACUUCAGCAAAUCAGUUGGCCCAAGCCCAUCGAUGGCUCGUCCUCGAAUCCGCCGACCGUCUCUGCCUCGCCCCGAGUCUCCGCGCACCUCCGUCUCUCCCCCGAAACUCAGCCUUGGUGGCCUGCGUACACCCUCCGCAGCCUCCAGGACCUCUGCCAUCAAUGGAUAUCCACGAAGCCCAAUCAAGGCGCCCUCCCGAUUGUCUGAUCGACCACCUUCACGAAUCAGCUUGGAUGAUGACAAUGCCUCGUCGUACGGCAGGCCUUCAGACUUCCACCGGCCGUCGUCCGCGGAAACACAGGAAUUGAAGGACCAGAUCAAGAGCUUGGAGAAGCAAUUACUCGACCGGGAUAAGCAGCUGGAUGAGCAAGCAAAGACGCUCAGCGAUUUUCAUAAGACAAUGGAGGAACUAGAAGGGCCCGAUGCACUGAAUAUUCGCACGCAGCUACGUGAAAGGAAUGAACGGAUCGCCCAAUUGACUGCCGAGUUUGACGGUCAUCGAGCAGACUUCAGGAGUACCCUGGAUACCUUGGAGAUUGCCGCAUCCGAGACGGAGCGGGUCUAUGAACAGCGGCUGGACGAGCUCAUGCAGCAAAACAACGAGUUGCAGAACCGCGGUGAAGAUGUCGAGAUUGUGGCACAGCAGCUCAAGCAGCUGGAAGAGCUGGUCUCGGAGUUGGAAGAAGGCCUCGAGGAUGCAAGGCGGGGCGAGGCCGAGGCAAGGGCCGAGGUCGAAUUCCUCCGCGGCGAGGUGGAACGGACCAAGUUGGAACUGAAGAAGGAGCGGGAUCAGUCAGCGACUGCUCUCAAGCAUGCCCAUUCUGCAGACGGCUCUCGAGGCUCACACGAGCUGGAACAGAAGGAUGAUGAGAUCCGUGGACUCAAGGCUAUCAUCCAUUCCUUGAGCCGGGGCCACCCGAACGCUGCUGGCCUAGGCGAGAACGGCUCCGCCGAAACCUACAAAGAUCAGACUGAGCAGCUUUCUCAGCUAGAGCAACGUCUGCAGGAAAUUGAGGGAACUACCCAGUCUAAGGACACUCGCAUUGAGGAACUGGAACGGGAACUGCAGGAAUUGCGAGUCAGUGGUGGUCGUAACCGUAGCUCUACGGUGACCCUCUCGCCAAAGCAGCAGCACAAGCCUUCAAACUCUUCGGGCAACAUUUCCGUGAACCACAACAUCAACCAUGCUCACCGUCUCUCUGACCGCACCGUGGUCCCGAAUGACUGGCAUGACCUGCCGAUCAACGAGCAGCGACAACACCACCGCGGCUUCUCCAAUUCCUCCCAGCCCCGCUUGGAGCCCAUGCCCGAGUCGGAGCGCUCUUCAGAUGACGACGCCUUGUGGUGUGAAAUUUGCGAGACUGGCGGUCACGAUAUUUUGAACUGCACCAGCAUGUUUGGCUCCGGAGCCAACAAGGAAAAGACCCCCGCAGCACCAGUGGAACAGCCCACUGAAGCACCGACCGAGGAUCAUGCGCCAUUGAACCACACUGCUUCUACCGACAGCCACACGGAUAGCGUGCCCUCCCAGAAGACUGGCCGCGACGUUGUGAUCGAGGGUCUGAAGGGCAUUGGCGGCCUGGGUUCAUCCAUGGCCCCUAUCGCUGGCAAGACAUCCGGAGUCAUUGACGAGUCAAAGUGGUGUGCUCUCUGCGAACGAGAUGGCCAUGAGAGUAUUGAUUGUCCUUUUGAUGAAUAA
Molecule: messenger RNA, 2010 nt
Organism: Penicillium cataractarum
Lineage: Eukaryota; Fungi; Ascomycota; Eurotiomycetes; Eurotiales; Aspergillaceae
Product: CAP-Gly domain containing linker protein BIK1
Exons: 1
Coding region: 1-2010 (669 amino acids)
Source: RefSeq, a predicted model, not a curated record